AUGGCUUCCUUCAGAAUUUCCAAACACACCAAGGCUAAUCUUCUCCUCCUCCUUCUUGCUCUAUUCCUUUCCUCAUACCAACUCUCUCGGCUUGCUGCGGCAGACCGCGGGCUGAUCCAAAUCGUCUGCCACGAAUCCGACGCGCCGGAAGUCUGCGUCCAGUGUCUUAACUCUGACCCGGGUGCUGAAUCGGCGGACAAAGUGGGGCUCACCACUAUAGUGGUAAACUGCCUAAACAACCAUGCUGAUUCCUUGGAGGACAAAUUGUCAAACAUGUCUUCUGUGUCUAAAGAUCAGUCUUCCAAAGAUGUUCUCAUGGAAUGUAGUAAAGGGUAUUUGGAUUCAAAGAAGGAUCUCUUAUCUGCAAUUGUGAGUCUCAAGAGCGAUGACUAUGAUAAUGCUGAGAAGUUUGUGACUGCGACACUUUAUAGGCACUUUUCGUGCCUUUGGAGUAUUAAGAAGAACAAAGUGGUCAAAAUCUCAAGCAAAGUUGCUUGUGAAAUGAGGAUUUAUGAAGAUCUUUGCCAGAUUGCAGACAGAAUGAUUGAACGACUUUAG
Molecule: messenger RNA, 558 nt
Organism: Morus notabilis
Lineage: Eukaryota; Viridiplantae; Streptophyta; Magnoliopsida; Rosales; Moraceae
Exons: 1
Coding region: 1-558 (185 amino acids)
Biological process (GO): negative regulation of catalytic activity
Molecular function (GO): pectinesterase inhibitor activity
Source: RefSeq, a predicted model, not a curated record